This is a messenger RNA of Malania oleifera, 408 nucleotides long. Its product is annotated as protein IQ-DOMAIN 20. Gene Ontology annotation, molecular function: protein binding. Bases 1 to 408 code for a protein of 135 amino acids. NCBI's taxonomy places the organism in Eukaryota, Viridiplantae, Streptophyta, Magnoliopsida, Santalales, Ximeniaceae. The record is from RefSeq and is a predicted model, not a curated record. The transcript has 2 exons.
AUGGGAAUAUCAUCCAGGAAAUGGUUUGCAAUGGUAAGAAGAAAAUUCCUCCUCGCGAGAUCAUCAUCAUCACCUUCUCCUGAAAGCAUCGCUGUUCUCCGUGCUUCUUCUUCAUCGUCAUCUUCAUCCCCAACAAAUAACAAUAUUGAUGAUCAGAAGAUCAAACACUUCUCCAAAGAAGACAUUGCCGCCACCAAGAUCCAAGCAAUUUUCAGGGGACAUCUUGCAAGGCGGGCGUUGGGAGCAUUAAAAAGCCUAGUGAAGCUGCAGGCAUUGGUUCGAGGAGUGUGCGUGAGGAGGCAGUCUCGUAUUGCCCUGCAUUCCAUGCAUGCCCUCCUCCGUCUCCAACUCAGGGUUCGAGCCAGGCAGCUCCUACAAUUCUCCCCCCACCCCUCUUUAAUUAAUUAA